AUUAAAUCACACUCCCGGUCACAACCCGGCGGACACUGUAACAAUGGCGGCUUCGAAGAUGGUAAUGGCAUCUCUAACCCACUACCGUCCACUCACAUGCGUCGCUUCUUCUUCGAUCAAUCGUAUAGUCCCUAACCCACCCGACCUUAUCAAAUGGGUCAGGAAUGAAGGUGGGUUCGUUCACCAGGCAGUGAAAAUAUCAGAAGAAGGAAAUAAUGGGUUUGGUUUAAUUGCAUCUGAACCAAUUCCAAAAGGGUCCGAAAUUAUUGUUUUGCCUGAUAGUAUACCGUUAAAGUUUGAAUUGGAGGGUGCAGAUGGGUCUACGGCUGUUUUGGUUAAUUUGGCUCAGAAAGUUCCUGACGAACUCUGGGCUAUGAAAUUGGGUCUAAAGCUUCUGCAAGAAAGAGCAAAGGUUGGAUCCUUUUGGUGGCCGUACAUCAGCAAUCUUCCUGAAUCAUACAAUGUGCCGAUCUUUUUCCCUGGGGAGGAUAUAAAGAACUUACAGUAUGCUCCUCUUCUUCACCAGGUAAAUAAAAGAUGUCGCUUUCUUCUUGAUUUUGAGAAAGAACUUAAGCAGACACUGGAAAAGCUAAAAUCAGAAGAUCAUCCUUAUGGGGGUCAAAACAUAGAUGCAUCCGCACUUGGAUGGGCAAUGUCAGCAGUCUCAUCUAGGGCAUUCCGUCUGUAUGGAAAAAAGCUCCCGGACGGAACCCAUAAUGAUAUCCCCAUGAUGCUUCCUCUCAUUGAUAUGUGCAAUCAUAGCUUCAAUCCAAAUGCACGAAUUAUGCAAGAACAAGAUUCAGUAAAUGCUAAAAUGCUUAUAAAGGUUGUGGCAGAAACACCAAUUAAACAAGCAGAUCCUCUGUUACUUAAUUAUGGAUGUUUAAAUAAUGAUCUUUUCCUUUUGGACUAUGGGUUCGUGAUACCUUCAAACCCUUAUGACUGCAUUGAGCUCAAAUAUGAUGGAGCUUUGCUGGACGCCGCAAGUAUGGCUGCUGGGGUAUCAUCCCCUAACUUCUCUUCACCAGCUCCAUGGCAGCAACAAGUCCUAUCCCAGCUAUAUUUAGAUGGAGAAACUCCUAACCUUAAGGUAACUAUAGGAGGCCAGGAGCUUGUAGAGGGACGCCUAUUAGCAGCUCUCAGAGUGCUUCUCACAAAUGACUCGAAAAUAGUGAAAAAACAUGAUUUAGACAUACUGAAAUCCUUAUCAGCAAAUGCUCCUCUUGGAAUUGCAAAUGAGCUAGAUGCUUUUCGUACUCUUAUCGCACUAUGUGUGAUAGCACUAGGACACUUCCCUACCAAAAUAACGGAUGAUGAAUCGUUGUUGAAACAGGGCGUUUCAGCUUCAACCGAAUUGGCCAUUCAAUUCAGAAUCCAGAAGAAAUCCUUAAUUGUAGACACGAUGAGAGAUCUCACUAGGAGGGUGAAGAUACUUUUGUCGAAGAACAUGGCCACUACUUAAGGCUUAUUUGUAAUGGAAGGGGGCAGUCUUUUCGACUAUGACCUGUGUAGCUCUUAUUGGGGUUAUUGCUGCAACAUUAUCAUGUAUGUUGCCACUACUUCCUUCUUCAGUUUCCAUAUUUUCUAGAAAAUUUUGACUGAUUUUAUUGCUAAUGUCGUUUUAUUGGUUUUA
Mercurialis annua (annual mercury) is the source of this 1633-nucleotide messenger RNA. RefSeq lists its product as uncharacterized. Bases 44 to 1462 code for a protein of 472 amino acids. Gene Ontology annotation, biological process: peptidyl-lysine monomethylation. Gene Ontology annotation, molecular function: protein-lysine N-methyltransferase activity; protein binding. The transcript has 5 exons. NCBI's taxonomy places the organism in Eukaryota, Viridiplantae, Streptophyta, Magnoliopsida, Malpighiales, Euphorbiaceae. The record is from RefSeq and is a predicted model, not a curated record.